UUAAAUGCACACACACAGAGGCACACAGGGACGGGCGAUUUGAAAAUAUUCCUGAGAAUGCAAUUUGCGCUCAUGCGGCACAGCGUCCCAUGAAAGAGGCCGCCUGAAGAGCUGGCUGGCACAGGUUUAUUUUGUUGUAAUAUUUUCUUCCACCCCCCAGCUCUUUACCCAGUGGAAUGAUAUCCAGAGCAAGUUUUUUGAGACAGGAAGUGAGGAAUGUUUUCACUAUGAGUGAUCUGAGAAGAAGGUGGGUUAGCCGAGAUAGCAGCUGUUUCGGACAAGAGGAACACAGUAAGUCAGCUCCCGAGGAAUACAGAUGAGAUGGCUCCGGGAGAAAAAGUCUUGGAGCACUGAGGGCUUUUUUCAGCUACACGUAUGUGAAAGGAGACUCGGUGUCUUUGGAUCGCUGUGCAAGAAUUCCAGUGGAUGUCUCUUCUGCUUGUUUCUUGGUGGAAAACUUACUUGUCUUUAAUGGAUACUGCUGCUGCGGGUUGAUCUCUGGAGACUUUACAGCUUCUUACCUGUUGAGAGCAGACGACUUCCCGUCCCCUCUCAAGGUCCUGGUGGUAGUACCUCUUUAAUAGUAACCAUCUGUGGGGGAGAAAGAAGAUGCCUCUACCUUUUGGGUUAAAAUUGAAACGAACUCGACGUUACACAGUAUCUAGCAAGAGCUGCUUGGUGGCUCGUAUCCAGCUGCUCAACAAUGAAUUCGUGGAGUUCACGCUGUCAGUGGAAAGCACGGGCCAGGAAAGUCUGGAAGCAGUGGCUCAGAGGCUUGAAUUGCGGGAGAUUACGUAUUUUAGUCUGUGGUAUUAUAAUAAGCAGAAUCAGCGCAGAUGGGUAGAUUUGGACAAGCCUCUGAAAAAGCAGCUGGACAAAUAUGCCUUGGAGCCAACUGUGUAUUUUGGAGUAGUGUUCUAUGUGCCUACUGUUUCUCAGCUUCAGCAGGAGAUUACCAGGUAUCAGUAUUAUCUGCAAUUAAAGAAAGAUAUCUUGGAGGGCAACAUUCCUUGCACACUGGAACAAGCAAUACAUUUGGCUGGUUUGGCUGUUCAGGCUGAUUUUGGAGACUAUGAUCAGUAUGAAUCUCAGGAGUUUUUACAAAGAUUUGCUUUGUUUCCAGUGGGUUGGCUACAAGAAGAGAAAAUAUUGGAAGAAGCAACACAGAAAGUUGCCUUGCUGCAUCAGAAGUACAGAGGCCUUACUCCUCCUGAUGCGGAAAUGUUAUAUAUGCAAGAAGUAGAACGAAUGGAGGGCUAUGGUGAAGAGACCUACCCUGCAAAGGACAGCCAAGGAAGUGACAUAUUCAUUGGAGCAUGUCUUGAUGGUAUCUUUGUGAAACACAAAAAUGGUCGUCCUCCUGUUGUAUUUAGGUGGCAUGAUAUUGCCAACAUGUCCCACAAUAAAUCCUUUUUCGCAUUAGAGCUGACCAACAAAGAAGAGACAAUUCAAUUCCAAACUGAAGAUAUGGAAACAGCAAAAUAUGUGUGGAGGAUGUGUGUGGCUAGACAUAAAUUUUAUAGACUAAAUAAAUGCAGCCUAGACUCCCUGGACUCUCCACCUGAGGAGGGCUCUCAGAAAUCUUCCCUCAUUCUUUCCCUUCCACGCUUUCCAAUCCUUUCUCGUCCUUCACUUCCUAAAGGACAAACUCAGCCCGUUACAGUGAAUCCUGUUAGGAGACGGUCUUCGUCCAGAAUGUCUAUGCCUAAGCCUCAGCCUUAUAUGAUGCCUCCACCACCUCAGCUGCAUUACAAUGGUCAUUAUACUGAACCAUAUGCAUCUUCCCAAGAUAACCUCUUUGUGAGCAAUCAGAAUGGAUACUACUAUCACUCUCAGACUAGCUUGGAUAGAGCCCCUCAUGACUACAGUGGUCGGAUCCGCAAUGGUAGUGUCUAUAGUGCACACAGCACAAACUCCUUGAACAACCCACAGCAUUACUUGCAGCCAUCCCCCAUGUCCUCUAACCCAAGCAUUACUGGAAGUGAUGUCCUCAGAACUGAUUAUGUCCCCUCACACAGACACAGUGCACUAAUACCACCUUCUUAUCGUCCCACACCGGACUAUGAGACUGUGAUGAGACAGCUCAACAGGGGAAUGGUGCACACAGAUAGGCAGAGUCAUUCAAUGAGAAAUCUUAACAUCAGCAAUUCCUAUGCUUACAGCAGACCUGAUGCCUUAGUUUACAGUCAGCCUGAAAUACGAGAACAUGCUCACUUUGCUGCCCCACAGUCUAACCAUUAUCCAUUUAACCUGAACUACAGCUUUCAUAGCCAAUCCCCCUACCCCUAUCCUGCUGAAAAGCGCCCAGUUGUUGGGGCAGUCAGUGUGCCUGAGUUGACAAAUGUGCAGCUCCAGGCUCAGGAUUAUCCAGCACCAAAUAUAAUGAAGACCCAAGUCUAUCGACCACCUCCCCCGUACCCGUACCCAAGGCCUGCAAACAGUACUCCAGACCUUUCCCGGCAUAUCUACAUCAGCAGCAGCAAUCCAGAUCUUAUCACAAGGCGAGUGCACCAUUCUGUCCAGACAUUUCAGGAAGACAGCCUGCCUGUGGCACAUUCUCUUCAGGAAGUCAGUGAGCCUCUAACAUCGGCACGCCAUGCGCAGCUGCAGAAAAGGAACAGUAUUGAAAUAGCAGGCUUGGCUCCCAGCUUUGAAGGAAUAAGGAUUAAAGAGAGGACCAUGUCAGCUUCUGCAGCAGAUGUGGCUCUUCCAAGAGUUAUCUCAGAAGGGUCACAGCCUAACAUUCUGAUGGAGAGAGCGAAGCAAAAAGAAGGUGAGCAGGAAGAAUGUGUGAACUGUGAUCAUAAGAAAACCCUUUCAGAUGCCACUAUGCUGAUUCACAGUAGUGAGGAAGAAGAAGAAUUUGAAGAAGAAAACAAGGCUAAUACAAGUCUUUCUCCUCUUCCCGAAGAUCAAACCCAACUUUCAUCUGUUAUGGGAGGUUAUUCUCAUGAUUCAGUACUGAACUACCCUUAUAGCUCUGUUGCUUCAUCUGCUGGCCCUUUGCAUAUUCUUGAGCCUAAAUUGCAUAUUACAGAGGCAGAGAAGAGAAUGAAAGAUAUGAGCCCCGUUCAUUUACUAGUAGAAAGCCAGGUCCAGAGAAGAGGGGAAGGACUGCUUACUCCAUCCAUGUCAGAAUCUGAUCUUACAACAUCAGGGAGAUACAGAGUAAGGAAAGAUUCAGUAAAGAAGAGACCUGUAUCCGAUCUUUUGUCUGGGAAGAAGAAUAUUGUGGAAGGCCUUCCCCCCCUAGGUGGUAUGAAAAAGAAUAAAAAUGAUGCAAAAAAAAUGGGGCCUUUAAAGCUAGCUGCCCUGAAUGGACUGGCAUUGACUAGAAUGCCUCUGCCAGAUGAGGGGAAGGAAGAACCAACAAGAGCAACAAAUGAUGAAAGGUGUAAAAUUCUGGAACAGCGGUUAGAGCAGGGCAUGGUGUUCACUGAAUACGAGCGCAUCCAGAAAAAAAGGCUUAUCGAUGGUGAGUGCUCAAUAGCUCGGCUUCCUGAAAAUGCUGAAAGAAACCGGUUCCAGGACGUCCUGCCUUAUGAUGAUACCAGAGUAGAGCUAGUCCCAACCAAAGAGAAUAACACGGGUUACAUCAAUGCAUCUCAUAUCAAGAUCUCUGUUGGGGGCAUAGAGUGGGAUUACAUUGCUACACAGGGCCCUUUGCAGAAUACAUGUCAGGAUUUCUGGCAGAUGAUCUGGGAACAAGGAAUUGCCAUCAUAGCUAUGGUGACGGCAGAGGAAGAAAGUGGGCGAGAAAAAAGCUUCAGAUACUGGCCACGUCUUGGUUCACGACACAACACCGUAACCUAUGGAAGAUUUAAGAUUACCACGCGAUUCCGUACAGACUCAGGCUGCUAUGCAACUACAGGUUUGAAGAUUAAACAUCUUCUCACAGGACAGGAGAGGACGGUUUGGCAUUUGCAGUACACUGACUGGCCAGAGCAUGGCUGUCCAGAAGAUUUAAAGGGAUUUUUAUCAUACUUGGAAGAGAUACAGUCCGUGCGGCGCCAUACGAACAGCACUGCGGAUCCUAAAAGCUCCAAUCCCCCUGUCCUGGUGCACUGCAGUGCAGGUGUGGGGCGAACAGGAGUGGUCAUACUAUCAGAGAUCAUGAUUGCUUGCUUGGAACACAAUGAGAUGCUGGACAUCCCACGAGUGCUGGACAUGUUGAGGCAGCAGAGAAUGAUGAUGGUGCAGACUCUUUCGCAGUACACUUUUGUCUAUGGAGUUCUCAUUCAGUUUCUCAAAAGUUCUAGACUUAUCUAAUCCUUGCCACUUCCUAAGGGACACUGCAAGAGUUUACAGAAAGGAAAUCACAGUUGUCCAGAUAGACCUGGUGUUUUCUUUGUAUGAUGAAUCACACAGUUACCUUUUAGGGCUGCUGUGUGCCUGUUAAAAGUGUAACAGUCCCUACAAAGUAGGAUCUUCGCUGGACUAAAUUCUUCGUAUGUUCAGCUGCAAUCAUAUUAAGGAAGAAUUUCACUUGUACUGGUCUGUAGUACUUAUACAUGUUCUUUGGAAUGGUGUUACUCUGGGCAAAAUAUCACGGAAUGGAAGUACACAGCACAAUUUUACUAACAUUAUGUUUUGAAACAUAAUUUUUGACUGUGUGAAAGCUAAAAUCUGUAGGAGCACAUGGGGUGAGAAACCUGCUCCUUGGGAAUGUCAAGGUCUUAUGCAGUUUCAUUCUGCUUUCAAUUUUAUAUUUAGAACAAUACAUCUAUAUUUUUAAAAAUGAACUUUUGGUUUCCUCUGGUUUAUUUAGAAAAAU
Empidonax traillii (willow flycatcher) is the source of this 4774-nucleotide messenger RNA. RefSeq names its product protein tyrosine phosphatase, non-receptor type 21 (gene PTPN21). Gene Ontology annotation, cellular component: cytoskeleton. The transcript has 20 exons. The record is from RefSeq and is a predicted model, not a curated record. Bases 610 to 4269 code for a protein of 1219 amino acids. Gene Ontology annotation, biological process: protein dephosphorylation. Gene Ontology annotation, molecular function: protein tyrosine phosphatase activity. NCBI's taxonomy places the organism in Eukaryota, Metazoa, Chordata, Aves, Passeriformes, Tyrannidae.